GAGGAGAAGGAGGAGGAGAUGGAGGAGGAGGAGGACGAGGAGGAGGAGGAGGAGGAGAAGGAGGAGGAGGAAUAUGGCGUUUGUUCUUCUUCGAGCAUAUCCGAGAAACUUCUCAACACAUCCACCUGUGCUGUGGGCCCGCGGAGGCCGCCGCCGCCGCCGCGGGCGCAUCCAGCGGGCUCUCCACGUCCUGCGAGCCUGGCCGGCCGUAGGCGAUGGGCCGGUGCGCGACCCGCUCCGCGGCGCCGAGGGAGGGGGCGGCCUCGGGCCAGAGCCCCCGGGCGGCCGGAGCGGGCCGGCCCCGCGCGGCAGCGCCCAGUCCUCGGCGACAAAGGACAGCUCCUGCGCCUCCUGCAGCUCCGCGUGCGCGCCCUGCGAGCUGCUGCAGCACGCGCGGCGGGCCCGGUCGCACUUGCCACCCUGCGAGCAGCAGACGGCGUCAAACGACGCGAACAGCGCCUCACCUGGCGCGUGCGACGGCGGCGUCCAGCGAGUGGCGGGCCGAGCCCGAGAACAGCAUCGCCGCGACCGCAUCGGGCGCGCCGGCACAUGGCGCGGGAGCCCUGGGUCUCUCCCCCUCCGGCGGUGGGGGGAGCGGCGGCUGGGGCGAGUAAACGACAGCAGAUCGAGAGG
Prorocentrum cordatum is the source of this 633-nucleotide messenger RNA. NCBI's taxonomy places the organism in Eukaryota, Dinophyceae, Prorocentrales, Prorocentraceae. The record is from the annotation of a GenBank genome assembly.